This is a messenger RNA of Symbiodinium sp. CCMP2592, 3861 nucleotides long. Lineage: Eukaryota; Dinophyceae; Suessiales; Symbiodiniaceae. The record is from the annotation of a GenBank genome assembly.
AUGCUGUGCAUCUUCGAUCCAUUGAAGGCGGCUUUCCCUCAGGGCUUGAACUUGCCUUAUCAGGGAGUGGUCCCGGCGUCGUCUGUUCCUCAGACGGCAGCACAACCUUCAGAUUCCGCGAAUCCUGUGACGAGUGGAUCUCUUUGUCUGGCUUGGACUCGUGCUGUCCCGGCAAAAAGAGGGCCUAGGGCCGCGGAUCGUCGUGAUGAGGCGUACCGCCGGGUCCUCACAUUACUUCAUGCCUUUUCGAGUUUCUUCGACCUGUGUACUUUGAUGGCAGAUGACGAGGAGGACGGCCCGGAUUCUGUUCAGGCAGUUUUGGCAGGGAAAUCACCGAACACCAUCUUGAAACAUGUGGGUCCGGUUCGUACUUUUUGCGAGUGGCUUUUGAAAGCAAGUCAGACUCCGCCUUUUGCGGAAAAAGUCUUGUGGUCUUUCAUUCAUUGUGUCCUCAAGAUGCCUAAGACCGCGGCCACCACACUGGACAGUAGUCUGCGUGCUAUCAAGUGGAGUUAUUAUACCUUGGGACUACGUGUUCAAUUAGAGGUCUUCAGCAGUCCUCGAAUUCAUGGUGUGGUGAAGAAGGCGCUACAGACUAAAAACCCGUGGUGCCCGGCGUCACCCCUCAAGGUGUCCGAAGUUCUCCAGUUGCACGCGAUCUGUUGUGAUCGCGAUAUUUCCGUCAUUGAUAGAUGCGGGGCGGCACAUUUCCUUGCUAUGCUCUACGCGAGGGCGCGAGCAUCGGACAUCCGGUGUGUCAAAAGUAUCUUGAUAGACGUGCACAACGAAGACUGGAGUUCGGGCUUCAUUGAACUAGGGACGCUUGAACACAAGACGUCUAGGCUGGACACUCAACGACGCCGCAUACUGCCUCUGGUGAUUCCCGGCCAGGGUAUUGCUAAAACGCCUUUUGGUCAGCUCCUCCUGGACAUUAGGGCUGAGGCUGGCUUGCCUAACGAUCAGGCUGAUGUCCCAUUCUUGCCGGCACCUCUGCCGGAUGGGUCUUGGUCUUCAGACCCGUUGUCUAGCAGCGAGAUCACCAGGUGGCUGAGGUAUCUACUGCCACGCCAUCACGCGGAUGCAGCGACUGGUAGUGAUGCAGUUUAUGGGCGUGAGUUGCAGAGCGCAGCACUACGUGAGUACGUUGUCGUACUGGAUGCAGUGGCGACGGGUAAGUUCCUGCCGGACCAGACUCGUUCGGGUCACUUCUCAUCAGGCUGGACUCGGGAGUCCAUCCUGCAGGCGGCUGCUUUUCCACAGGACUCGGAAGUCCUGCAGGCGGCGGUGGAAGAUGACCAAGAUGAGGCUUUGGCUGUGGUUUCUGAUGUUUCAGACUCUGAUGAAGAAGCCCCGGAGGAACAAUCUUUCUGGGCUCAUCCGACUAGCCAGGUCCUGCAUCGCACGACUUUGGGGUCGGCAAUGUUUUUGUGUGGCCGAGCUUUUGGCGAUGAUUAUCGGCGCAUUCCUAUGGCUCGGGCGCAAGCGCACCCGCAAUGUGCCAAGUGUUUUCCACGGUACUUAGCCAUGACGAGUUCCGUAGAUUCGGCGCCUUUCUUUGUGCAGCGAGCGGAUGAAAUCUCGCUUGCCAAGCGAGUAGUGGAUGCCUUGAAAGGUAAAGGGGUCACCACUUUGGCCCAGCUGGCCUUUUGUGUCGGACAACCGGGACAGGUGCUAUCUCAGACUGAGUUUGACACGUGGAGCGAGGCCAUGUUGGUAGGCAUCACGGUGGGCGAGAAGGCGUCUCUGAGGCGCCUGAUCUUGGAAGCUCAGACCAUGCUAGAUGAGGUUCAGAACAUUAAGCCUUUGACCACCAGUCUUUCCUUGGAAGGCGGUAAGCUGAAGGUCACGGAGGCUGCUGGUAUGGAUGAUCGUGACAUUGAGGGCUCUUUGCAGGUAUUUGACCAGCCUGCUCAGCCUGGUUACAGGAAGGUGUCUCUUCGUCAGAUCUUGCGGGCUGACAAGCUUGCCUUUUCCAAGUUGUCGGAGGCAGGUGAGGAUAUCCGGGCAGAUGCUUCUGGCAUUCUCCCGCUCGAUGCCGCGAUCGGGGCUAUUCUUCACGAUUAUGACCUCAUUGUAGCUCUUCUGCCUAUGGGUGAUUUGGAUGGUAAGGGCAAGAAUGCUAACGGCCGUGGCGGGCGCCCGGGUCCUUACGGCGAUGCUGCGCCCUGGAAGGGGAAGAAUGGCAAAGGUAAGGGCGGUUGGAACUCCAAAGGCUCUGAUAAUUGGACAGGGAAAGGCAAGAACACCUGGCAAGCUAAGGGCAAGUCGCCUAAGGGCAAAGGCUCGGGGGCCGGCAAGCCGGAAUGGUUACCUGAGGGACUUCGCUUCCAGGGAGCCUCUGCAUGGAAUCAUAAAGGCAACAAGGUCUGUUACGGCUUCAACCUCGGAACUUGUUCGGAUGCAAACUGCCAGAAGGGCGAUCAUACUUGCUGCAUCUUCAAAUGCGGCGGUGACCACCCGGUGGGUGGUAUCUCUGUAGCUGAUGUCGCGGCCCCGGAUUCGCUACCUUUUGGAGUGGGAGUGGACCCUGCUUCUAAGAUGGUGGAUGUCGACGAUUCUCCGAUUUUGGUAGAACCUACAGUUUUGGAUCCCCCUACGAUGCCGAGUGCUUCGUCUGAGUCGUUUUCCUUGGAGCACGCAGGGAGCGAGGGGGCGCUCCCCUCACCUCUCGUGGCAUCGCAGGACAAUUCUCCAGCCCCUCAGAGUCAGGAGCCAAUCAGGGACAUUUUGCAGUGUUUUGCAGGCCAAGCUCGUGUGGCUUCAGCUUUGAUUAAGCAGGGCUAUUUUUCCUAUGGAGUGGACCGAUUCAAGCAGAAGGCGGCUAUGGCCCCAGUGCUUCAGAUGGACUUGUCGACGAGGGAGACUUGUGACUCUGUCCUAACAUGGCUUGACAAAGGCAAGAUUGCGGGUGUUAUGAUAUGUAUUCCUAAACAUGCCUCGGAACCUGUCACUACAGCUUUCAUUCUGGCCGUGAUGGCGGGCUGCUUAAGCAACAACCUGCCCCUGAUUCUUGAGGGUUCGGUGUCCUCCCCAUUUUGGGAGAGUUUGAAUCGCUUACCGUCAGCACAGCACCCUCCGCAUCAGGUGGAGGUGGAUUGGCGGUUUUGGGACUCACAUAGCAAACAGCGCAGCCUCGUGUUGUCUAAUAUGCCAGAAGUCCUCACUGUGCGCAGGGAGGCGGCACCUGUGGGACAUAAGGUGCAGCAGCGCUCGGAGGCGCAGACAGGCUAUCCGCCGGCUUUUGCCACGGCGGUAGCUGAGGUUUUCAUCGCAGGUUUGACUCAGCGACAGCUGCCGUGUCGUAGCCCGGCCUUGACUAACAAAUCGCUGCGAGUUUCGGUUAUGAAUCAGCCACGUGGGGCGAUGCCGGAAGUGGUGUCUGAGUGGAAGUUGGUGGUCUAUGUCCUUCUGCCACCGCAGGUCGAGGAUCCGUUUGGUGGGUCGAAGCGCCUUAAACAGGACUGGAAGGUUCCGCACGGCGCCCGUGUGCUGCCGGAGCUUAGGGCGCUCCCGCAGGAUUCCCAGCUUCUGUCGCGUACUCAGUCAGGGGGGCAAUUGAGCCCGCAACUUCAGCAGGAAAUGCAAAACUUGAAUGGAGCCUCAGUUUUGCGAGUGGGCAUCCCAUGGGAUCCCAUUGAAUUUAUCGCCAAAGCAGGUAAGACUGGACACCCAUACCAUAAGUUAUCCAAGUGCAACAAGGAUCUCAGAGACCUCGUUCACGACCUAGUACAUAAACCGGGAAUGGUUCGUUCUCAGAGGAAGAACUACAUCGAGAAGUGGGCCAGACGAGCCAAAGAAUUGGAACCAGAGGAAACCAAGCUGAAGGCACGUUUCCGCUUGCGGAUAACUCUUUCCACUUAA